This is a messenger RNA of Platichthys flesus (European flounder), 1731 nucleotides long. RefSeq names its product RIMS-binding protein 2-like. Gene Ontology annotation, biological process: neuromuscular synaptic transmission. Gene Ontology annotation, molecular function: protein binding. The record is from RefSeq and is a predicted model, not a curated record. Bases 526 to 1164 code for a protein of 212 amino acids. Lineage: Eukaryota; Metazoa; Chordata; Actinopteri; Pleuronectiformes; Pleuronectidae. The transcript has 5 exons.
CCAAAAAUGAAAAAGGUUGCUGUUCCUCAACACUUUCAAUCGUUUACUUUACAACCAACAGUCCGAAUGAGUGAAGAAGACACCGAACAGAGAAAGAAAUAUAAAAGUCUUUCAACUAGUCGGCAUAUAAUCAUACAAUCCAAGGCCUCUAGUUGGACAUUUAGAGACAAUAACUGUUUGGAGGCCUAUAGCGAAAUCUAGCUGAAGCAUCUGUUCAAAGAUAAAUGAGAACGUGGCCAUGAGGAAAUCUCUCAGCAGCCACACGUCGGUCAGAAGCAGCACAAUAAAACUAUCAACAUAACACUGAUAAUACAGAAAACAUCUGGCUCCCAUUACUUUGCAUGACGAGUCCUGCAUUGUAACAGGCAGUGCUGAACUAAUCAAUGUCCACUUCCUUCAAAGAGGAUUACUGGUCCCUCUGCUUAGCUGAGUUACCUGAAAUUAGGCUAAGAGUAAGGAGCAGUCGUCUGUCUACAGCGGCCAUCUGUCUGCCAAGAGGACAGCCGAGCGCUCCCGCUGCUGUCAAUGGAGACAAGGCUGGAGCUGGACGUUUUGAUUUACCCCAACGAAGUGAGGAUCGCCUCCCCGGAGGAGCUCUGGGAAUGGGAGCUGGAGAGUGCGAGCCAGGUGUCCAUUCCCACCGUGCGACUCUUUGUGGCACUUUACCCAUACAACCCUGCAGCCAUGUCUCCCAACUACGAGACCGCUGCAGAGGAGCUGCCUUUUGUACCAGGACAGAUAAUCAAGGUGUUUGGAGACAAAGACCGUGAUGGUUUCUAUGACGGGGAGUCUGGUGGGCUCUCCGGUGUUGUGCCAAGUAACAUGGUGUCUGAGAUCCCGGUGGAUGAUGAGUACCUGAAGCAUCUACUCAUGCAGCAGGGCUUCCUCCCUGUGGACCACACAGGUUUCUCUCCAACACCAGAGAUGAGCGAUGUUUCCAGUAUCAGUGACGAAUUGGUUGUUCAACGAAUGGUGGCCUUAUUUGAUUAUGAUCCAUGGGAGAGUUCGCCCAACGUGGACAGUGAAGAUGAACUCGGCUUUCGUUCAGGAGACAUUAUCUAUGUGUUAGGGGACAUGGAUCAAGAUGGGUUUUAUUUUGGAGACCUGCACGGACAACGAGGUUUGGUUCCAUCAAACUUCCUGCAGCAGUUUCCAUGGGAUUAAUAGAAAAUGCCAGGACAAGCGAUGUUUGUUACAGAUGCCAAGUCUCAGACACAGAAAGAAAUCAGCUGCUGAAUAAACCAUUAUUAUCAUUAAUACCAGUGAUGUUGCGGACGCUGCAAAUACUGUACAUACAAAUCUCCGAAAAUAUAUUUUAUUGAAAAUUGCAAGUCAUUUAUUAAAGAAACCAAAAACAGAAAAUUACAACAAUGAUGGUUAAAGGUCACUUUGGAUUAAAAUACCAACUUGAGCGACUGACUGACUUUGCAAAAAUAUACAUUUAGUAUUUAAUUAUAAUAAAGCCUGUUCACGAACUAUAGGUUAUUUUAGCCUUAAUAAUACAUUAACAGUCUCAGCUUUCGCAGACCAGAGUGUAUUAAAGAUGUAAAUUUGCCUUAUACUCGCUCUAUACAGUACAUUUUCUAUUAUCAGCUCAUAAAGGAGUUCUUAGAAAGAAAGAAUAUUUUUUAAUUUUUGAGUUUUUACCGCAACUUUAAUGUAAAGUACAACAAAAAUGUUAAUGUUCUGAUUAUGUGUCCAGUGUAAAAUAAACUUUGAAUAUCUGCAACA